Messenger RNA from Armigeres subalbatus, 1908 nucleotides. RefSeq lists its product as uncharacterized. The transcript has a single exon. Bases 1 to 1908 code for a protein of 635 amino acids. Lineage: Eukaryota; Metazoa; Arthropoda; Insecta; Diptera; Culicidae. The record is from RefSeq and is a predicted model, not a curated record.
AUGUUCCAUCAGAUUCGGAUUUGUGAUGAGGAUAAGAACUCUCAACGUUUCCUUUGGCGCGCCCAGACUUCCGAGGAGCCAACGAUCUACUUGAUGGAUGUAGCUACCUUCGGAAGUACCUGCUCGCCAGCUUCAGCGCAAUUCGUCAAGAACAGAAAUGCUGAACAGCAUCACGAGCUCUAUCCAGAAGCAGCAACGGCGAUUGUCCACGAUCACUACGUGGACGAUUACCUAGCGAGUUUCGGCUCGGAGGAAGAGGCAGCGAAAGUGGCGAGCGAGAUACGUCACGUACACGGAAACGGAGGAUUCAAGCUACAUAACUGGCGGUCGAAUAGUAGCAAGGUACUGGAGCAGUUGGGGGAGGUACAGCAUGAAUCAGAUAAGCAAUUAUGCGUACCCGACGGAGAGAGUUCCGAGAGGGUUCUUGGGAUGUUGUGGAGUCCUACGACCGACGAGCUGAGGUUUUCUACACAGAUGAGCGGCGAGGUGCAAGGAUUAAUUCGCACAGCCACUCGACCAACAAAGCGGCAAGUGUUACGGUGUGUCAUGACUCUAUUUGAUCCUUUAGGUCUGCUCUCACCUUUCAUUAUCCAUGGAAAGGUCCUCAUACAGGACAUGUGGCGGAAAGGCACUGGGUGGGACGAACAAGUUAGUGACGACGUGUACUUGAAAUGGCAGCGGUGGAUCCAAAUGAUCGAGUAUAUAACAACCGUGCGAAUUUCCAGGUGCUAUUUUCCUCAAGCCAAUAAGGAGACCUAUGAACGCUCCGAAUAUCAUGUGUUUGUCGACGCCAGCGAAGUUGCGUACUCUUGCGCGAUAUACCUACGUGCGGUUGACAAAGAGGGAGACCCAAAAUGCUGUCUGAUUGCCGCUAAAUCUAAGGUUGCCCCGCUGAAACCAUGGUCGAUUUCCAGACUAGAACUGCAAGCCUGCGUAUUAGGUCCACGGUGGGUAAAGUUCAUCAAAGAAAAUCAUGAAAUCGCGAUUUCCAGGGUAGUUUUCUGGACGGACUCCAGAACGGCAUUGUCGUGGAUCGAGUUCGAUCCACGGAAUUAUCGACAAUUCGUAUCGUUUAGAGUAGGCGAAAUAUUGGAAUACACUACAAUCACUGACUGGCGGUGGGUACCGUCAAAAAGCAAUCCUGCAGAUGAGGCAACGAAAUGGGGCAGCGGUCCAUACUUCAACCAUGAAAGUAAGUGGUUUCAGGGACCAAGAUUCCUAUGGCUACCGGAAGGCGAAUGGCCACGUUCAGAAGAUCGGCCAACUGACACUACCGAAGAGAUGCGUGCUUCUGUCCUGCACCACUGCUCGUAUAAGCCAACGAUCGAGUUCGAUCGGUUUUCUUCUUGGAAUCGAUUACAACGGGCUACAGCGUACGCUCUGCGGUUCGUACACAAUACGGCCAAGAAGCAGUCGAGAUACACCGGACAGCUCCAACAACCCGAGCUUCGCGCAGCAGAAAUUGCCAUCUUAAAGUUGGUCCAACAUGAGUCGUAUCCGGACGAGAUUGCUGCAUUAUCUAUCAAAGCUCCGAACGAGACAAGACAGGACGCCAUUGAUAGACAUAGUCCCAUCUAUCGGCUUCUUCCUAUGAUGGAUAACAAUGGAAUGCUACGCGAACGUGGCCGGAUCGGAGCAGCCAAAGAAAUCAGCUACAUCGUGCGCUAUGCCAUUAUUCUUCCGCGGAAUCAUCAUGUGACGGAGCUACUAAUACUCCACUACUGUUAUCGACACAGCGUUCCUUUUCGCAAAUUCUAUGGGUUAAUUUAUUACAAACGAAAAGGUCAUCAACCCAAAUCUCCACAUCCCAAAAGAAGGGACAUAUCUUACACGAGCGCAACAAGUGCGCUAGAAUUUGCUAAGGAAAAAGGUUCAAUUUCAUCCUUCCCCGAAAUAGCUACCGGGUGA